This is a messenger RNA of Brassica napus (rape), 8723 nucleotides long. RefSeq names its product beta-galactosidase 15-like. Lineage: Eukaryota; Viridiplantae; Streptophyta; Magnoliopsida; Brassicales; Brassicaceae. Bases 4063 to 4878 code for a protein of 271 amino acids. The transcript has 7 exons. Gene Ontology annotation, molecular function: beta-galactosidase activity. Gene Ontology annotation, cellular component: cell wall; vacuole. The record is from RefSeq and is a predicted model, not a curated record. Gene Ontology annotation, biological process: carbohydrate metabolic process.
GGUAAUGUUUCUCUUAUCGGUUCUUCUGACUACCGGAUUAGAUAUAUAAUUAUCUUCUCUCCACAGACCUUAUUUGUGAGAUAACUGUUGUGAUGAGUACUGUUACUGACCCUUUUCAGGAUAAGAAUCGUGUUAUGGCAACGAUUAACAUGGAAAAGUAAGUUAUUUGAACUAUAUUUUUUGGUCGAUUGUUUAAAUCUAAUAACUACAGUUUUCUCACCAAUAUUCUAUCUUUGCAUGUUAUCAGUGACAUGUAUGUGACCAUGAGUUUUUUCGACUCUCAGGCUGUUAAGAUGCACAAUCAACAAGAAAAAAUGCGAGGUGAUCCAAGGGUUGUGGUUGCAACCAGUGUCAACCCCAAGAUGGUGGGAGGUAAGCAACCAAACUGAAACUACAUGGCCAGCCGUUAAAUGAUUGUUAGAGCAUUUACUCCCUAUUCAUCCUACAGGUCAUCUGUUUUUGAAUGCCACCUCCGGCACACACAUAUACUUUGACAAGGAAACAGCUGUAGGGGAGAGUUUUUUCUACAUGUAAUUUCUUGAGAAUUAUUGGCUUUAUACAUUCCCUAAUUCUGUGAGAUUCCAAAUGUAUAUCGAUAAGUCUAACAACUUUAUAUUCAAUUAUGCAGGUUGGUUGCACAAGACACUGGGCUUACACCAGCAUCUCCACGGCUAAGGGGAUAUGCUAAGGUGGAAUCCCUGAGCAUAGCUGAGCUCAAUAAUUUUGUCACAACUGCUCCCUCGCAGGUACGUCAACCAGAUUUGUAAUGCUUAAAUGCUAAAUAUAUAAGUUUCUGUGUGUCAUUAUGUUUUUCGAACAAUGUAGGAAAUUGAUUUUGUCUGUACCGGAAGAGUGACUGGAAUAAAGGUGGAGAAGGGAUGGUACCAUGUUUCCUGCUCAAACUGUGACAAGAAACUUUAGCACACUGUCUCAUCUUUCACAUGUCUGCCUUGCAACAAUACUAAUGCAGUUGGUGUUCUCCGGUAUGUACUAUUACCGGCAGCUUAUUCAGUAACAUUGAACUUCUGACCUAACACAAAAUCACCUUUGGGAUUUGAUACAUGUUCUCUGUCUUCUAGAUACCGUGUGGAGAUGCCCGUUGCAGAUGAAACUGGUGAAGCUUUGUUUGUCUGUUUCGAUGGGGUAUUGACAAAACUACACAACAUGAGAGCCUUAUACCAUUUAAACAAAUGAUACAUGCUAAUACGACUCCAAUCUCAUUAUAAUUCAAGUUUUCUUACUCAACUCGUUAUAGUUAUAUUUAAAACUGUUUUGACUAACAAAUCGUUAGUCAACCGUUAAAUUGAGAUGAGUCAUCUUUUAUACAUAAAAAUAUUUGCUUUCCAUUAAUACUCACUAUACCGCACUAGCUCAGUUGAUAAAUAACUAAUUUUACUUUGUUACAAUACUUUCUUUGCAUUAAAUAAAAUCUUUAACCCUUCUUCUUCCCCAUUAUCUUUGACGUACACGAACAUGAGCUUUUCACCGCACUCAACAAGUUUUGCCGACAAAGGUGAUUUUGGCGAGACAAUGAGUUUUGGAAGGACUGAAGCACUUUCUACUUCAGUCAUUUGUUUGCCGCCACUACCUACGGUGAGGAGAUUGACUGGAACCGCAUUGUGAUCCGGAGGAUUAAUCGAUAUAUUAGGAGGUAAGGGAGAUGGUGAGGAGUGAGGAGGAGUUAAAUGUGAUGCUGAACAAGAGAGGAGGCAAUGGGCGAUUCUCAGAAAAUGUACGGAAGAUGCUGGAUGCGGAGAUAGGUGAGAGAAGACGAUGUUGGGAGAAGAGAUGAGAGUGAGGGCUAUGCUGAGAGGAGAGAGGAGAGAGAGAGAGGGUAAUUUUAGGAGGAGAGAGGGCAAUACUGAGAGGAGAAAAAGUGGACGAUGUUGUAUCACUCUUGGCUCUAUCUCUUCUCUUCUCUUCUGUUCUCCUUUGAUGGUUUCAUAUAUUCUUACUCAGUUUCCCAAAGCUGUUUCGAUUUGUUUAACAAAAAAUAUGCAUAAAUACAUCAAGCUUGAAGCUUCCAUUACAAGCUUAAAAUAGUCAAUUAUCUUAAUCAACAGAUGGGUCAAUCUGUCUCCAUCAAGCUUAUUGAAACCAUUUUGAUCCUAAAUCUUAUUGUUGGCAAAAAUAAUCUAUUUCAAUUCUUUUACUAAUCUUUCACAAAUUUUGUUGGCCUCCAAUGGAAAUUUUGAAUAUUAUAGUAAGAAUUAGGUUUCAAAAGAGAGAAGAAAAAUAAAAACAAUUUAGUAGCCUUGUUGAGCAAAAUAACUUUCUUCUUGCAAGGAUCAUAAGAUAACCUAUUUUUUUAACUUUUGACAUUUCGUUUGUUACACCGGGCUCCAACUUUAGCUGUUAAAUUAUAAUUUUAAUUCCUGAAACAUCCUCAGUGUCCAAUAAACUUAUACUAUUUGCCAUAGCAUCUUAAACCUUUACAGUUUACAAAGUACACAAUAAAUUUAAUAGUUAUAUUACCUUAAAUUUUGAUUCGCAUAGAAAGUUAGAGAGACUAAAUGGUUUAGAUGCUUGGAAAUCAUAUAUGCUAUUUCUUUUCUACAAAUUUUUUAAAUUUUUAUUUGUAAACAGAAGUGUGAAGUGCUAUAUUUUAAUUUUAACUAAACAAAAUUAACAUAGCGCAUUGUGUUUUUAUAGCUAACAUAUAACAAAUUAAAUCAAACUCUUUACUAAUGUGUUAGCUAAAAUGUUAAAAUCUCACUAUUUUGAAUCAUAAGUGGAGAUAAUCCUAAUCAUUUUUUGUACAUGUUAAUGAGUCUUGUAAAUCAUAUAAUAUAUACCUCGUCAUUAAGUUAGAAUAACAUUUAUUCAAUGCUCAUACACUAAUUUGAUUAACACAAACAAGAUAUUUAUUAUAUAAAAAGAGAGAUAGUGAAUACAAUUAUUUUUAUCUCCUUUGUAAAAAAAUGGAAAGUAUUAAGAAAAUUAUCCAGACUUAAACUGGUUUUAAAAUUAGAUGAAAAUAUAUAAAUAAAUAUGAUGGUUUUAGAUUUACACUAUUUACAAAAAAAAUCAUAUUCAGACAUGUUUUAAGAUAUAAUGAAUUGAAAAAAAAAUUCAACAACCAAGCAACAUCGAUUUAGAUUUUUGGCAUAAAAUCUGUUAUUAUCCAAAUCAAAUUUAAAUUAAAAAUCAGGAUAAAUCAUUUUUUAUUAGUUACAAAUUCACAAAAUUAGUUAAAAGAUAAACAAAUUUAUACUUAAAUAAUAUGGCAGUUACAGUUUUGGUUUUUCGGAAUAUCUAUAAUUAUCCAUAUUAUCUUUAGGUAACGAUUUUAUAUCCCUAUAAAAGCUUUGUUUCCUUUCAUAUUUCUUCAUUCAAGAACUAUUAUUCUAAGUAAACAUGGUUUCUCUAAGAUUUCUUUUAUGUUUUCUUUUCGUAAGUAGUGCCUAUGCCACAAUCGUUUCUCAUGAUGGCCGAGCCAUUACCAUUGAUGGUCACCGCAGGGUUCUCCUUUCCGGUUCGAUCCAUUAUCCUAGAAGCACUCCUGAGGUAUUUAAUCAACCUUACAUCAAACAGUAUAUUUGGUCUUAGUCUUUUAUGUUUGCGACUAACUAUACUCAUUUUUUUAAUAUGUUUAGAUGUGGCCGGAUCUUAUCAAAAAAGGUAAAGAAGGAGGUCUUGAUGCGAUCGAAACAUAUGUCUUCUGGAAUGCGCAUGAGCCUACUCGCCGUCAAUAUGAUUUUUCUGGAAAAUUAGAUCUUAUUCGAUUCCUGAAAACAAUUCAAGAUGAAGGAUUGUAUGGUGUUCUUCGCAUAGGACCAUAUGCAUGUGCUGAGUGGAAUUACGGGUAAUAUACUAAAAUGGAUUUAGCUAAUCUCUUUACGUGCCAUAUAUACCAGUUUAAUACAUUUUCAUAAUAAGUUAGCUUCUUGUAUGCUGAUAGUACGGUUUUCCAUAUAAUAUUUUGGUCGAUAAAUGGUCCAAUGGAUUAAUAUUCGUAAUCAGUAUACCAAAACUUAUGUAUCAUUAAUGUCACUACUAGUCUUUUAAUUAUAGUAUAUAUUUUUAAUAAAUUAUCAUAAUCAGUACUUAGCUUCUUGUAUAAUGAUAUUACUGUUCUCAUGUAAUAUUUUUGACCUGCAAUUUUUUUUAAUUAUGUUAAACAGAGGAUUCCCAGUGUGGCUGCACAACAUGCCUGGAAUGGUGUUCAGAACUACAAAUAAAUCAUUUAUGGAUGAGAUGCAAAACUUCACAACUAUGAUAGUAGACAUGGUCAAGAAAGAAAAAUUAUUUGCAUCACAAGGAGGCCCAAUUAUUCUUGCUCAGAUAGAAAAUGAGUAUGGAAAUGUAAUGGGACCCUAUGGAGACUCGGGGAAAGCAUACAUUAAGUGGUGUGCAAAUAUGGCUCAGUCUCUUGAUGUUGGUGUUCCAUGGAUAAUGUGUCAACAAAAUGAUGCUCCUCAGCCUAUGUUGAAUACAUGUAAUGGAUUUUAUUGUGACAAUUUUGUACCAAACAAUCCCAACACUCCUAAGAUGUGGACUGAAAAUUGGACCGGAUGGUUUAAGCAAUGGGGUGGUAAAAAUCCCCAUAGAACAACCGAAGAUGUUGCAUUCUCUGUUGCAAGAUUCUUCCAAAGAGGAGGAACUUUUAAUAAUUAUUAUAUGUACCAUGGAGGCACCAACUUUGACAGAACCGCAGGUGGUCCAUACAUCACAACUUCAUAUGAUUAUGAUGCUCCCCUUGACGAAUAUGGUAAUUUGAAUCAACCAAAAUACGGACAUUUAAAACAACUUCAUGAUGUUCUUCACUCUAUGGAGAGAACUCUCACAUACGGAAACAUCUCAACCAUUGACUUUGGAAACUCUGCAUCGGUAAUAUUCUUGUUAUUUUUUUAUCAGUAUUAUAUAUGUUAUUCUUGAACUGAUUACUUAUCAUAAAAAUAUUACAUAGGCAACAAUUUAUAAAACCGAAGAAGGAUCAAGCUGCUUUUUUGGAAAUGGAAAUGAAAAUUCAGAUGCAAAAAUUAGUUUCCAAGGAGAAUCUUAUGUUAUCCCGGCUUGGUCUGUUACCAUUUUACCAGAUUGCAAAAAUGAGGCUUAUAACACCGCCAAGGUUUUUUAUUUUACAUUUUAUUUUGUGGAUGUUAGAUUUUCAUACUAAUAACCAUUAUUUAUUCAAAAUUGUAACCAAAAAUCAUUCUAUUGUUGGUUUUCUAUUUUCAGAUUACCACUCAGACUUCAAUGAUGGUUAAGAAACCAAAUGAAGCUGAGGAUACCCCUUCAACUCUGAAAUGGUCAUGGAGACCAGAGAACGUGGACAACUUCAUUUUGAAAGGAAAAGGAGAAUCUACACAGACACAACUAUUUGAUCAGAAAGUAGUAACCAAUGACCAAAGUGAUUAUCUAUGGUACAUGACUACCGUUAAAUUUAAAAAACGAGAUCUAUUUUUGGGUAAAAGCAUGUCUCUUCGCGUCAACAGUACUGCUCAUGUCCUUCACGCUUUUGUCAAUGGAAAACAUAUUGGUAAAUAACUCAUAUAUAUGUUUUACAAAUCUCAAUAACACCAACUUACCAAAAAAGUCUUUGAUUUAUAUUUUAGGUAAUCAACACGCUGAGGAUGGAAAAUUUAACUAUGUAUUUGAGAAAGAUGUGAAGUUUAAGUCUGGUCGUAAUGUCAUUGCUCUUCUUAGCAUAACUGUGGGACUUGCCGUAAGUUCUUAGAUGUUAUUUUAUCUUGCAUUUUAAAAAAAGUUAAAACUCUUUUUUAAUUUUAACUGAAAAGUAAAAAAUUGUCUAUUUGUUUUUAUAGAACUAUGGUAUUUUCUUUGAAAGUAAGCCAGCUGGAAUCACUGGACCCAUUUUUAUUACUGGAAGAAAUGGUGAUGAAACUAUAGUUAAAGACUUGUCUGCUCAUAAAUGGAGCUAUAAAACCGGUUUAAAUGGGUUUGAGAACCAACUCUUUAGAACGGAAUCAAUGUCUAAAUGGUCGGUUGAAAGUGUACCGUUUAACCGAACCAUGACUUGGUAUAAGGUAAAGAGAUAUUAUUCUCUAUAAGAUAACAAACCAAAAACUUGUUAAUUUAAUAUCAAAUCACAUCAUUCCAUUUUGUUUUUCAGGCAACAUUCAAGGCUCCCUUGGGAAAUGAUCCAGUUGUUGUCGAUCUUAUGGGACUUGGAAAAGGUACAGCUUGGGUCAAUGGAAACAACAUUGGGCGUUAUUGGCCGGCAUUCAUUUCAAGCGAAAAUGGUUGUGAUGCAAAAUGUAAUUAUAGAGGGGCUUAUCAUGCUGAAAAAUGUCUGACCAAUUGUGGAGAACCCACACAAAGAUGGUAGAUUUUCCACAUCUUAUUAGGUUCUAGAAUCAAAUAUUUUAAUAUUAAACUUGGGAAAUCUUUACCAGGAUUUUUGCUUUGUCUUUUUUUGAACAGGUACCAUGUGCCUCGCUCUUUCUUGAAUGCAGAAGGAGAUAACACACUAGUUUUGUUUGAGGAGAUGGGAGGAAACCCAUCGCUUGUCAGUUUCCAAACUACUAGAGUGGGAAGUGUGUGUGCUAACGUCUAUGAGAAUAAAAUUAUUGAGCUUUCAUGCGAUAGAAAACCCAUUUCUGCCAUCAAAUUUGCAUCAUUUGGUAACCCACAUGGCAAUUGUGGAUCUUUUGAAAAAGGAACUUGUGAAUCAAGUAACAACACGGUUGAUAUUCUCACACAAGAAUGUGUUGGAAAAGAGAAGUGUUCCAUUGAUGUCUCUACAAAAAAGUUUGGAGCACCAGAUUGCAGUGGUGCUGCUAGAAAGCUCGCUGUCGAAGUUAUCUGCUAAAUGUUUUUCUAGAUUUAUGGUGUUUUCUUUAUCAUAUUUUUAAAUUAUGCUAUAUUUUUUUACAAAGAUAUAAGUAUUUUUUAUCUUUAUUUGUGGUUGUUUUAUUCAAUAAAAAAAAAUACAUUCUUAUGUACAUUUUACAUAGUCAUUUUCUUUUCCCAAAACAAUCAACUUCAUUUCUUCUUCACUAUCCUCACUCUUUCUGAAAAACUGUUAAUAUUUAUUGUUUUCUAUUUAAUAUAUAACACUGAUUAAAUUGCACUAGCUUAAUUGGUAAAUUAUUAAUUUUAGUGUUUUAAGAUACAUGAGUUCAAAUUUUACUGUGACUUUUUUUAUUAACUAAAAUCUUGAGCUUACAACUAAUCACAUAAAAUGAUAGAGAAAAGAAAUAUCAAAUUUGAAAGCAUAACAGUGUGUUUUAAUUUAAAGAAAUAAUAUAUAAAUACAUGAAGAAUAGAGACUAUAUAUCUUAAAUAGUAUAUUACAUUUUUAUAAUUUUUCAUUAUGCGUAAGAUGUGAAUCUUAUAUUAGUAGUCUAACUAAAUUAAUUAAUUAUAUAAACCAAAUAAGCUACAUUGGAAAUAGACAACUUUAACAUAUUUUAAAUAUAUAAAUAUUUUAUUUAUGUAUCAAAAUUUUAUAUCAACUUCUAAAUUUCUGUAUAUGUCUUUAUUCUGAAUAAUCAUAAUACACAGUUUAUUGUAUUUUUUAUUUCGUGUUAUUAAUUUCAACAUUUUUAGUAUACACCAUUUUAUCUGCAAGUUUCAAAAGGUAUCAUGAAAAUCAAUUUGAACAUUUUACAUACAAGAAAAAGGUUUGCUUACAUCAUUUAUUUUGUAUAUUUGUAUUAGUUAUAAGCGAUGUGAAAUAAUUUGUAUCAUUUAAAUAAAUGAUUCUAAUGAUCGAUGAAACAUCCUGAAUAUUUGCAUUAGUUAAUAAGUGAUGUCAAUAUAUAUUUGUGAUAAAGUGAUGUUAACUUUGCAUCAAUUUUGCUAAUGAUGUUAUCAUUAGUAUCAUUUAUGAUAAUUGAUUUAAUAUAUUAUUAUCACUUGUUAUGCUUGAUGUUAAAUUGAUAUCAAUUUCACAAAUGAUUCUAAUAUAUGUGUCAUUUUUAUAAAUGAUGAUAAUUUUAUUAUAUUUAUGAUAAUAUUAUUCUAUUUACAUAAAUAAAUAUGACGACAAAAGAAUUCUCAUUAUUUUUUUAAUAUUUCUUAGAUUAUAAUUUUUUUAUUUAAAAUAAGUAAAAUACAAAAAAAGAUAAAUAAGAAGAAAUUAUUUAUUUAUUAUUUAAAUUUAAAUUGUAUCAUUCUUUGAUACUGAAAAAAGAACCAAAUAAGGAAUUUAAGCAGAGAGAAAUAUAUGAACAUAAUGUUUAACAUUAGCUUCGUUAAUUAGUAUAGCAUAUAAAUAAUUUAAACUUAAAUUAUAUCGGAUAAAUGACAUAUUUCCACACCAGAAAUAUUAUAUAGCAACAAUUGCACACAAUCUUCCAAAUUCAUCUUAAUUCAACAUAUUAAAAGUAUUAAAAUAUAUUUCUUCCCAAUCCAAAAGAUCGAAACCCGCAUCUCCAUAAUAUAUUAAGUAUGAACUAAAAUUCUCAUAGUCCGAGUUAGAUCGGUUUACUACUCAAAAAUUUGAAACAUAACCAAUGGCUAACCUAAUUGAAUUGAUACAAUCUGAUUUUUUAAAAUUUACCAAAGUUUGAUUCAGAAGUUGGGUCAGAUUUGUAUGUGGAUCUCAUGUUGGUUCGGAUUUAAAACUUAGUGCUAAACAUAUUAAUUUAGUAUCGGUUUACGUUCAAACCAAUAAAACCAAAUCAAACUUUCAUUUAUGGGAAUACGAAUUUCAAUUUUGGGAUUGGAGAGAAAUAGGUUGAAACGGGUAUUUGUGGUCUGGAAAUACGUCGUUGAUCCAAUUGUAUCCAUCACGACGUAUCACGCUCUUAUCA